AUGGUUGGUUAUCAUUGGCCACAAAGCUACGUUGCACAUAUUGCCAAGUCUGCUGGUAAAGUUCACAUGCGAAAGAGAUGUCACAAGGGCGGAACCGGUGAUCGGGUUCCGAAGAGCCUUUGCAACGCCCAGUUUGAUUGGACCACACAGAAUAGAAAUAACAACGCUGAUGACGACGAUGAUGACGACGAUGAGGAGGAGGAAGAGGAGGAGGACGAAGAGACACUGUUAAAGAAGAAUUUAGAGAGGAAGAUUUUAAUAUGGCAUUCCUUCGUGUUGGUCCUGUCGACGCUCCUGAUGAUUGUGGGUUUUGUUCUGUUGUAUGGCUUCUCCCCCUACGUCCGCAACAUCAUCACCACCUUUCCUGGCUACAAUAAUUAUGGUCACUUUGUCAACCUGGCAUACGAGCCCAAGGAACUACGCUUCGGUGAAAUGACCAGCACUCUUGGGGUCAUCUUGGUCGUCCUGAAUGUAGGCUACAUUUUGUGUCAACUGGUCUACCUUAGCUCACUGGUCCACAGAAAUCCCUUUGCUCUGCCUCUGGUCACGCUCCUGACGGGCGUGGUCCUGUUGAUAGAGGUCAACAUGAUCAACAUCUACAUGUCGCCGGUGGCGGCUUUGAAUGCCGACGCCACGAACGCCCUGCAGGACAAGCUCGUCAAGUCGUACGCCAUCUACGACACCAACGUGUUCUCCGUCACGUAUGACAUCAUAGCAAUAUGGGGCCGAUGCUGUGGAAUCAUAAACCAGUACGACUUCCAAACGAUGUUGCUGAAAUACAGACAUGGCGGCGUCCCUAGAGUUUUACAGGUUCCCGCAACUUGCUGCAAGGAGACAGAGUUCAUCAGCGGCAUCUCAGCUGUGGUCGACUGCGCAGUCAGGGCCGAAAAUAUCUACACGGUCGGCUGCUACAACAUGCUCUUCGAUUGGCUGAUGUUCUACUGCAACCUCUACUCUAUCGUCGUGGUCAUCCAGCUGCUGGACAUGGCGGUCCACAUCCUGCUCUACAAGCGUCGUGUCCGAAUCCUGAUCUUAUACACCAGCAAAUUCAAAACCCCAAUCUUCGAUUCAUGGCUGUCGAAAGGCAACACGACCUGAUGUCAGCGAAAACACCGGAAGCGGAAACCGAAGAGAGUGACAUGCGCAUGUGUUCUUAGAGUUAGGCAAUCCAACUUUCUGCCCCCCCCCCCCCCCCGAUCUCAUGUCAAAAUGGACUGCUAACACAUUGUUUAGAUUAUCAUACAAAUUGUAUACUGAUCUA
Biomphalaria glabrata is the source of this 1261-nucleotide messenger RNA. RefSeq lists its product as uncharacterized. Gene Ontology annotation, cellular component: membrane. Bases 1 to 1098 code for a protein of 365 amino acids. The transcript has 9 exons. Lineage: Eukaryota; Metazoa; Mollusca; Gastropoda; Planorbidae. The record is from RefSeq and is a predicted model, not a curated record.